Rattus rattus (black rat) is the source of this 3131-nucleotide messenger RNA. RefSeq names its product sushi domain containing 2 (gene Susd2). The transcript has 15 exons. The record is from RefSeq and is a predicted model, not a curated record. NCBI's taxonomy places the organism in Eukaryota, Metazoa, Chordata, Mammalia, Rodentia, Muridae. The coding region runs from base 1 to 2478 and encodes 825 amino acids.
AUGAAGCUGGCCGUGCUGCCCUGGAUUUUGAUGCUGCUCUCGUCAAUCCCAGGCCCCGGGCUUACAGCAGGUACCCCGGGAAGCUGCUCCCUGCGCUGUGGGGUACAGGAUGAAAUCUGUUCCUGUCAUCCGACCUGCUCGGGCCUUGGCACCUGUUGUAAAGACUUUCUGAACUACUGUCUAGAGAUUUCACCCUCCUCGGGCUCCAUGAUGGGCGGUAAAGACUUCGUGGUGCAACAUUUAAAGUGGACUGAUUCUAUUACCAGUGUCAUUUGCAGGUUUAAGGAGAGUAUCCAGACCCUUGGCUAUGUGGACGACUUGAAGCAAGUGCACUGUAUAUCACCCUUGCUCUACGAAAGCGGCCAUAUUCCCUUCACCAUCUCAAUGGACAAUGGCCUCUCCUUUCCCCACGCAGGCACUUGGCUAGCUGCUCAUCCCUACAAAGUCUCUGAGUCUGAGAAGAGCCAGCUCGUGAACGAGACCCAUUGGCAAUACUAUGGUACUUCAGACACCGGGGGAAACCUCAGCCUCACCUGGAAUACCUCAGCGCUGCCCACGCAGACCGUCACCAUUGAGCUGUGGGGCUAUGAGGAGACAGGGACGCCCUACACUGGGAACUGGACUGCAAAGUGGUCCUAUCUGUACCCUUUGGCUACAAAUGUCCCCAAUACUGGCUUCUUUACUUUCGCCCCCAAACCUGCACCACCUCAGUACCAGAGGUGGAGAGUGGGUGCUCUGAGGAUUAUUGGCAGCAAGAACUACGCAGGAGAACAGGAUGUGCUGGCCCUCUGGACCAAUGAUCAUGCCCUGGCUUGGCACCUGGGUGAUGACUUCCGGGCAGACUCUGUAGCCUGGGCCCGUGAACAAUGCCUGACCUGGGAGGCGUUAGAAGACCAACUACCCAACUUCCUGACAGAACUGCCAGACUGCCCGUGCACACUGGCUCAGGCCAGGGCUGACUCUGGCCGCUUCUUCACUGACUAUGGUUGUGACAUUGAACAUGGCAGCGUGUGCACCUACCACCCAGGGGCUGUGCAUUGUGUGCGUUCCGUGCAAGCGAGCCCCAUGUACGGCUCAGGACAGCAAUGCUGCUACACAGCUUCAGGGACGCAGCUCCUGACCUCAGACUCCACCAGUGGCAGUACCCCUGACCGCGGCCAUGACUGGGGCGCGCCCCCAUACCGCUCUCCUCCCCGUGUGCCCGGCAUGUCUCACUGGCUCUAUGACGUCAUCAGUUUCUAUUACUGCUGCCUUUGGGCUCCCGAGUGUCCCCGGUACAUGAAGCGGCGGCCCUCCAGUGACUGCCGCAGCUACAGACCCCCACGCCUGGCCUCUGCCUUCGGGGACCCCCAUUUUGUCACCUUCGAUGGCGCCAGCUUCUCGUUCAGCGGGAACGGCGAGUAUGUGUUGUUGGAGACAUUGGAGACGACCGCCGCCGUGAAAGAUCUGAGAGUGCAGGGACGGGCCCAGCCUGGGAGAAUGCCCAAUGGCACCCAGGCCCGUGGCACAGGGCUGACCGCAGUGGCUGUCCAAGAAGAUAAGUCCGAUGUGAUAGAGGUGCGGGUAGCUGACGGCUCCCAGGUCUUGGAAGUAUUGCUGAAUCAAAAACUCCUCAGUUUCACUGAACAAAAUUGGAUGGACCUGAAGGGCAUGUUCCUGUCAGUGGCCUCUCAGGAUAAGGUAUCAAUCAUGUUGUCAUCGGGGGCUGGCCUCGAGGUUGGCGUACAAGGUCCUUUCCUGAGUGUGAGCAUCCUGCUUCCUGAGAAAUUUCUGACCCAUACCCGCGGUCUCCUGGGGACACUCAACGAUAACCCUGAGGAUGACUUCACCCUGCGCAAUGGGCAUGUCCUGCCCCCGAAUGCCACUGCUCAGCAGUUGUUCCAGUUUGGAGCCAGCUGGGCUGUUUCCAACGCCUCUUCCCUGUUUACCUAUGACUCUCGGCCUCUGGUCAACCAGUUCCUGAACGGACCCAAGCAUGACCCCAACUUCAAACCACUCUUCCCCGAUGAGACCACACUCAGUCCCAGCCAGGCAGAAGACUUGGCCAGACUCUGUGAGAGCGACCACUUCUGCGUUCUUGACGUGAUAAGCACAGGGGACCCAAGUGUGGGCAAUGCCACCCGGAUUGCCCACCAGCUGCACCAGAAUCGCCUGAAGAGCCUGCAGCCAGUGGUAUCCUGUGGCUGGCUACCCCCGCCUGUGAAUGGGCACAAGGAAGGCUUGAAGUACCUGGAAGGAUCCACCGUCCGAUUCGGCUGCAACAGUGGCUACAGCUUGGCAGGGCCAGAGAGUAGCACCUGCCGCGCUGAUGGCACAUGGUCUUCGCCUACCCCGGAGUGUCAGCCAGGGCGGAACUACACCGUACUGCUGAGUAUCAUCUUCGGAGGCCUGGCCAUAGUGGCGCUGAUCUCCAUCGUCUUUAUGUUGCUGCAUCGUCGCAGGAAAAGCAACAUGAACUUGUGGAGCUCGCAGCCCUGACACCACAGCACCCUUGACCGACAGCAUCGGGCUACGUCGCUCGCCAAGACCCAGCCUCCCGGGAGAAGCGCAAAGUACCCUAGUCCUAUGAAUGCCACAUCUAAUAUCUGUGCCUUUAACACUACGGACCCAAUACCUGUGCCUAACCUGUCCUCCUGACUGAGACUCGAUACCGUAUAGUCUUAACUCCUGAACCCCGCCCCCAACACUCCUCUCUCAGUAAGCUGCACUUUAUUCGUCUAGUGGUGAUGGCUCUAAUUCCUCUGACUUGAGGGAUGGCCUCCUUGUCCCGUCCUAGAACUGGAGUACCUAUGUCCCAAGCCCAGAAGAAAGAAGUUCCUGCGUUGGAAGCUCACAUUUCAGUCGCUCACUCUCCAGAGCCAGAUAAAUGGAAACCUGGUGCCUGUCCUCCUGUCGGGGGUCCCCAGAGCUAAGCUGCCUUGAUUCCGGUCCCAUGGCCCAACUUGAGAGCUCCGGUUGGCCCAGUCGCACAGCGGAGAAGUGGCCUUAGGGCCUGAGCAGGGAGAAAGAGAACUGUGCAGCAGAGAAGAGACAUCCGUUGUAGACCAGGCUUCUACUCUUACCUCUUCUCUAGUGUACUCAGGAACACCCUUCCAUGCCUGUACCAGGAAACAAGCUCGUGUUACACCUUU